UGCCGUGUCUCAUUGUGGACCUUAUAUUUUGAAAUACAACACUGGAAGCUCGUGGCUGACUGUUUAUCCAUUUCCACUCAGAGCAACUCAACAAGAGGGAAUGGCAGUGGCGCUUCUCUCAGCACCCCCACCACUAUCUCAUAAAACCUCCUCCUUUCAGCGCCCUUACUCCAUCUCUUUUCGCUCCAUAACUUCCGUCAACUACCCAUUUAGGCUUACCAUCCCUUUCUCAUCUGCUGCUUCAUCUGAUGGCGUUGCCGUCGAAUCAGAAUCUUCCACCAUGGUUGCAGUUGAAGAUCCUCCUUUCAGGGGUUGCAAGGCCUGCGGAAAAGAUGAAUUGGAGAGGGGAUGCAAUGGUGAGGGGAGGAUUCAAGGAGGGAUUGCAACAGUCCCAGGGUUUGGUUGGUGGCCUAUAAAGGCUUACCGUCCUUGCCCUGCAUUCGUUGCAUCCGGAGGUCGCUAUACGCGGCGUGGUCAAAGCAUGGACGAUGUUGCCUCUGGAGGAGGGAGAAGAGUGAGUCCUGUAGGAACUGCUGAUGAGGUUGAGUCAAGCAAGAACAAGCAAGGUCGAAGGAAGUUCAAAAGAUAACCAAUGCCUGGAAUGAGAUCUGGUGAACAAACAUGACGUGGGAACAUUCAGUUACAUUAGUGUAAAAACUAAAUAUUCUUUUCAACUUUUUAUGCAAUUUUUAUUUUAAUAAUUCGAUCACCCAUAUGGAUAAUAUAUGUCAAAAUUUAAAUAAAAUACAAAUACUUAUUUUAUUU
Hibiscus syriacus is the source of this 765-nucleotide messenger RNA. RefSeq lists its product as uncharacterized. The record is from RefSeq and is a predicted model, not a curated record. The transcript is spliced from 4 exons. Bases 101 to 589 code for a protein of 162 amino acids. Gene Ontology annotation, cellular component: chloroplast. Lineage: Eukaryota; Viridiplantae; Streptophyta; Magnoliopsida; Malvales; Malvaceae.